AUGGAAGUGCCUCUGGUAGAAGCCAAGUUUCAGAGGAAAAGGGUUGUCCCAACAUGGGAUUUGUUUGUGCCGGAAUUGAAGCGGGCUAGCUAUAUCGCCGUACCAAUGGCGGUGGCUACCGUAUCACAGUACCUAAUGCGGUUUACAUCGAUGAUGAUGGUGGGUCAUCUUAGUGAACUCCAACUCGCCGGAACUUCAAUUACUACUUCCAUCACCAAUGUCACCGGCUUCAGUCUCCUUUUUGGAAUGGCUAGUGCUCUGGAAACACUCUGUGGGCAAGCUUAUGGAGCAGGGGUUUACCACAAAUUGGGAAUUUUUACCUAUGCAUCUAUAAUAUCUCUUAUCUUGGCCUGCGUACCGAUAUCCAUAUUGUGGAUCUUUAUGGAGAAACUACUAGUAUUGAUGGGUCAAGAUCCUCUGAUUUCCGCUGAAGCUGGAAGAUACGCAAUCUGGCUCAUACCAACUCUGUUUCCGUAUGCUGUUCUUCAAUCCCUGAUCCGAUACUUGCAGUCUCAGAGCAAGAUCAUCCCAAUGGUAAUAAGCUCUGUUGCUGCUCUGUGUUUCCAUUUGCCUGUUUGCUGGGCUUUAGUGUUUUACUUCAAACUGGAAAAUGCCGGAGCUGCUAUAGCUAUUGGGUUAUCAUAUUGGUUCAACGUGGCACUACUGUUCUGGUAUGUGAAUUAUGCAGCUUACUUCGAGAAGACCCGAAUCUGUUUCUCGAAAGAUGUUUUGUCAAGUGUUGGGGAAUUCUUCAAACUUGCGGUUCCUUCACAUCUUCAAUGGUGGACGUAUGAGAUUGUGAUCUUACUUUCUGGACUUUUGCCGAAUCCCCAACUCGAAACUUCAGUUCUUUCCAUUUGCCUCCUGAUUGCUUCAGUGCAUUACUACGUACCAUACUCUUUGGGUGCUGCAGCAAGCACUCGGGUUUCAAAUGAACUUGGAGCCGGGAAUCCAGAGGCGGGAAAAGUGGCUGUAUUGGCUGCGAUUUCGAUUUCAGUGGCGGAAGCGAUGAUGGCAUCCGCUGCGCUUUUCGGGUGCCGGAACGUAGUGGGAUACGCAUUCAGUGAUGAGAUAGAAGUAGUGAAGUAUCUCAACAAACUGUCUCCAUCGAUUUGCCUUGUGCUUAUGCUGGAUGGCCUACAAAGAGUUCUCUCUGGAGUUGCAAGAGGAUGUGGAUGGCAGAGAUUAGGAGCAUACAUCAAUUUCGGGGCAUUUUAUUUUGUCGGAAUCCCGGUGGCGGUUGUGUUGGGUUUUGUUGUUGACUUGAAAGGGUCUGGGCUUUGGAUAGGUCUAAAUGCUGGAUCAAUUGUGCAAUCUGUGUUUUAUGGUCUGAUUACCAGUUUCACUAACUGGGAAAAACAGGCCAUUGCUGCUCGUGCAAGAGUUUUGGGUGCAGUUAGCUCGGCAGCAGAAGAAGAAGAUUGUGUGGAUUCCAGAUCACUACCUUGA
Messenger RNA from Oldenlandia corymbosa var. corymbosa, 1449 nucleotides. The record is from the annotation of a GenBank genome assembly. Lineage: Eukaryota; Viridiplantae; Streptophyta; Magnoliopsida; Gentianales; Rubiaceae.